This is a messenger RNA of Symphalangus syndactylus (siamang), 7937 nucleotides long. It is a transcript of the gene ZNF471, whose product is annotated as zinc finger protein 471. NCBI's taxonomy places the organism in Eukaryota, Metazoa, Chordata, Mammalia, Primates, Hylobatidae. The record is from RefSeq and is a predicted model, not a curated record. Gene Ontology annotation, molecular function: DNA-binding transcription factor activity; RNA polymerase II cis-regulatory region sequence-specific DNA binding. Gene Ontology annotation, biological process: regulation of transcription by RNA polymerase II.
UACACUAUUUCUUGACUAUUUUAGUUUUAGAAAUGAUCCAGUAACCUACUACUAUAGAUGAUAAAGAUGCAGUCCAUUAACCCCACCACCUGAAAUGCACACACACAUGCUUAUUUGAUAGACUGUGAACAUUAUUCACUAUUUUUGUUUUAAGUCAGUGUUCAGGGUAGCUUGGUGUCUUUCAUCAAUUUGGAAAUUUUUCAGCCACAAAUAUUCUGAAACUUUCCUCUUUUUCUAAGAUUACAAUUAUAUACAUAAUUGACACUGUUUUAUAUGUCACUUAUGCUUUAAUUCUCUCUUUAAUUCUCUAAUCUCCUGUUAAGCCUCAGCCACUCAAGUAGCUGGGAUUAUAGGCACGCACUACCAUGCACAGCCAAUUUUUGUAUUUCUGGUAGAGGUGGAGUUUUGCCAUGUUGUCCUUGCCAUGCUAUGUAGGCUGGUCUUGAGCUCCUGGCCUCAAGUGAUCCACCGGCCUUGGCCUCCCAAAGUGCUGGGAUUAUAAGUGUGAGCCACCGCACCCAGCCAGGUUUUCUUAGGUUUUAUCUAAUGUUUUUUUUUCUGUGCCAGGAUUCUAUCUAGGAAAUUACAUUACAUUUAGUAGUCAUAUUUCCUAAGACUCCUCUUAGCUGUGAUAGUUUUUCAUACUUUGCUUAUUGAUGACCUUGUCAGCUUUGAGGAAUACUCAGUUAUUUUGUAGAAUGUCUCAAAUCUGAUGUUUUUUCAUGAUUAGACUAGGGUACUGUGUUUUGGGGAGGAAGAUUGCAGAGGUAAAGUUCCUUUUUCAUCACAUGAAAUCAGGGGUGCACACUAUAAACAUGAUUUAUUACUGUUGAUGUUAAUAGAUGUUAAUUAACUUUGAGAUAGUGUUUGUCAGGUUUCUCUAUAAUAAGGUUACUCUUUUUUCCCUCACUUUUCCAUACUGUACUGUUUGUAAGGAAGUCACUAUGCACAACCUAUACUCCAUAAGUGGGAAAUUAUGUUCUACCUCCUUAAGGGCAAACAUAAAUCAUUUGAAAAAUCUUCUAAAUGAGAUAUUUGCCUAUUUUCCUCAUUUAUUUAUUUAGUCUUAAUUUAGUCUCUUAUUCAGUAUUAAUCCUCCUGGAAAUUUCAAAAAUUAUCUAACACCUUGCAAUAAAUGGUGUUUUCCUUAAAAAGAAAAAAGAAUUACAAGCUCUUCAGAUGCUAUCCAUUGGGAUUUACUUCAUUGGUUAUAGCAUUAUCAGUUAAAAAAAUCACUACAUAUACAUGCAUACAUAUAUAUAAAGUUAUUCUAUAGGUAUUGGUAAAAUUCUGGUAGUAUAUGUACUAGAUUAUUAACCAUAAGUACCAGGAUCAAAAGCAGUUUUUUCUGUGGGAACAGCCAAAGCUCCUCUGUCCUUAAUAGUCACCAAAAUUAUCCUAAAUAUCGGAAAGAAUGUGAGCACCUUUUGCUUGCAUUGAGGACUUCAUCUUAUUUUAUAAGAAUAUGUGAAAUGAUGGUUCUUAGUUCUCGACUCACUAGAAGGUGAAAACUAGAGUUCAGGGCCGGGCGCGGUGGCUCACGCUUGUAAUCCCAGCACUUUGGGAGGCCGAGGCGGGCGGAUCACAAGGUCAGGAGAUCGAGACCACGGUGAAACCCCGUCUCUACUAAAAAUACAAAAAAAUUAGCUGGGCGUGGUGGCGGGCGCCUGUAGUCCCAGCUACUCGGAGAGGCUGAGGCAGGAGAAUGGCGUGAACCCGGGAGGCGGAGCUUGCAGUGAGCCGAGAUUGCGCCACUGCACUACAGCCUGGGCGACAGAGCGAGACUCUGCCUCAAAAAAAAAAAAAAAACGAGUUCAGGAAAACUGUGAGUACACAGAGAAACUUAAACAAUUUUGUAAUUCUUUUAUAUGAAAAAUAUAUUAAACAUUUUCCUAAAGGUAUGUAUAUCUUCUAAAGUCCCAUACAUUGAAUAUCUGUUUAAAAUUUGCUUUUAAACACUAAUCUUUAGAACAAAGAUAUGAUACAGAGAUUACUGUUUAAAGCGAAUUAAAAUGUGCUCAUAAUCUUGUCUUUAGUUAUACUUUUGAUAACUUUGCAAAUCAGGCACUAAGAUUAAGAAGAUAUUCAUUUUCAACGGAAGUAAAUCUGAAGGUGAAAAAUGCCCACAAUAACUUUUAAAAUUGCUUACAAGCUGCUGGUGAUUAUAACUGGUCAUUAAUUUUUCUCUAAGAAUAUUUAAAAGUUAUAACUUCAAUUUCAUUUUGUUCUGCAACUGUGGGUUCUACCAGCCGUGGGUGGAAAACACAGUAUUCACUGAUGCAGACAUAAUAAAAUUGCAUUCUUAAACAUAUUUUUAUUAUUUAAGAAAAAAAAAUCAGCUACAUUAGUUCAAUGCCUUUCUCCAGCCCCUGCCAAUAAAACUUGGAUCCCAUGGAGUAUCAUUUGAAAAAUAUCAAUUUAGAUAUUCCUUUUAUGCUUUUGAAGAUUCAACAUAGGUAUGUGUUCUUCCUUGACGCCCUCUUCACUGCCUUGUAGUUAGUUAUGCACCCAUAUUUCCCUAUGUUUGGAAUCGAUUGGCACCAUUGUACCCAAUGCAGUUAAACACUUCCAUAAGUACUGUUUUGGCUUGGAUCUUCCUAUUUAUGUUUUUUCUCUUCUAUGAGUCAUUUCUCACCUAAAGUAGAGACAUCUUGGAUCAACUCAGAGUUAUCUUUGGACAUAAGCAUUGGUUGGUUAAGAAUAUAUUUGUCACUUCAGGACUUAGUGACAUUCAAGGAUGUGGCAAUAGAUUUUUCCCAGGAAGAAUGGCAAUGGAUGAACCCUGCUCAGAAGCGUUUAUACAGGAGUAUGAUGUUGGAGAACUAUCAGAGCCUGGUAUCACUUGGUCUUUGCAUUUCUAAGCCAUAUGUGAUCUCCUUAUUGGAGCAAGGGAGAGAGCCUUGGGAGAUGACGAGUGAGAUGACAAGAAGCCCAUUCUCAGAUUGGGAAUCUAUAUAUGUGACACAGGAAUUACCUCUGAAGCAGUUCAUGUAUGAUGAUGCAUGCAUGGAGGGAAUUACAAGCUAUGGACUUGAGUGUUCCGCUUUUGAAGAAAAUUGGAAAUGGGAAGACCUUUUUGAGAAGCAGAUGGGAAGUCACGAGAUGUUUAGCAAGAAAGAAACAAUCACUCAUAAAGAAACCAUCACUAAGGAAACAGAAUUCAAAUAUACUAAAUUUGGGAAAUGUAUCCAUCUGGAAAACAUAGAAGAGAAUAUUUAUAAUCACACAUCAGAUAAAAAAAGCUUCUCCAAAAAUUCUAUGGUAAUAAAACACAAGAAAGUCUAUGUAGGAAAGAAGCUUUUUAAAUGUAAUGAAUGUGACAAAACCUUCACCCAUAGCUCAUCCCUUACUGUUCAUUUUAGAAUUCAUACUGGUGAAAAACCAUAUGCAUGUGAGGAAUGUGGAAAAGCGUUCAAGCAAAGGCAACACCUUGCUCAACAUCACAGAACACAUACUGGAGAGAAACUCUUUGAAUGUAAAGAAUGUAGGAAAGCCUUUAAACAAAGUGAACACCUUAUUCAACAUCAAAGAAUUCAUACUGGAGAAAAACCAUAUAAAUGUAAGGAAUGUAGAAAAGCCUUCAGACAGCCUGCACACCUUGCUCAGCAUCAGAGAAUUCAUACUGGAGAGAAACCCUAUGAAUGUAAAGAAUGUGGCAAAGCCUUCAGUGAUGGCUCGUCUUUUGCUCGACAUCAGAGAUGUCACACUGGCAAAAGACCCUAUGAAUGUAUUGAGUGUGGGAAGGCUUUUAGGUAUAACACAUCUUUUAUUCGUCACUGGAGGAGUUAUCAUACUGGAGAGAAGCCUUUUAAUUGCAUUGAUUGUGGGAAAGCCUUCAGUGUUCACAUAGGACUUAUCCUGCAUAGGAGAAUUCAUACAGGAGAGAAACCUUACAAAUGUGAUGUGUGUGGAAAAACCUUCAGCUCUGGUUCAUCCCGUACUGUACAUCAGAGAAUUCAUACAGGAGAGAAACCUUAUGAAUGUGAUAUAUGUGGGAAAGAUUUUAGCCAUCAUGCAUCACUCACUCAGCAUCAAAGAGUACAUUCUGGAGAGAAACCUUAUGAAUGCAAGGAAUGUGGGAAAGCCUUUAGGCAGAAUGUACACCUUGUUAGUCAUUUGAGAAUUCAUACUGGUGAAAAACCCUAUGAAUGUAAAGAAUGUGGAAAAGCUUUUAGAAUCAGUUCACAGCUGGCUACUCAUCAGAGAAUUCAUACUGGAGAGAAGCCUUAUGAAUGUAUUGAAUGUGGAAAUGCUUUCAAACAGAGAUCACACCUUGCCCAACAUCAGAAAACUCAUACAGGAGAGAAACCUUAUGAGUGUAAUGAAUGCGGGAAAGCCUUCAGCCAAACUUCCAAUCUUACUCAACAUCAAAGAAUUCAUACUGGAGAGAAACCCUAUAAAUGUACUGAAUGUGGAAAGGCUUUUAGUGAUAGCUCAUCCUGUGCUCAGCAUCAAAGACUCCACACUGGCCAAAGGCCCUAUCAGUGUUUUGAAUGUGGGAAGGCAUUCAGAAGAAAGUUAUCCUUAAUUUGUCAUCAAAGAAGUCAUACUGGAGAAGAACCUUAAGAAUGUAGUGCAUGUGGCCAAGCCUUUAAUUAUCGUGAAUCCCCUACUGUUAAUCAGAGAUGUCCCACUGGUUAGAAAACAUAUAAAUAUAAGAAAUGUAGAAAAACCUUCAGCCAGGAGGCUGGCAAGAUGGCCGAAUAGGAACAGCUCUGAUCUGCAGUUCCCAGUGAGAUCAACACAGAAGGUGGGUGAUUUCUGUAUUUCCAACUGAGGUACCCGGCUCAUCUCAUUGGGACUGGUUAGACAGUGGGUGCAGCCCAUGGAGGGUGAGCUGAAGCAGGGCGGGGCAUAACCUCACCUGGGAAGUGCAAGGAGUCAGGUAUCUCCCUCCCCUAGCCAAGGGAAGCCAUGAGGGACCGUGCCAUGAGGAAUGGUGCACUCCGGCGCAGAUACUACACUUUUCCCAUGGUCUUCGCAACCCAUAGACCAAGAGAUUCCCUUGGGUGCCUAUGCCACCAAGGCCCUGGGUUUCAAGCACAAAACUGGGCGGCAAUUUGGGCAGACACCAAGCUAGCUGUGGGAGUUUUUUUGAUACCCCAGUGGCACCUGGAAUGCUAGUGAAAGAGAACCGCUUACUCCUUUGUUAUGGGGGCUGAAGCCGGGGAGCCAAGUGGCUGAACUAAGUGGUUCCCAUGCCCACUGAGCCCAGCAAGCUAAGAUCCACUGGCUUGGAAUUCUCUCUGCCAGCACAGCAGUCUGAAGUCGACCUGGGAUGAUCAAGCUUGGUGGGGGGAGGGGUGUCCACCACUACCGAAGCUUGAGUAGGUGGUUUUCCUCUCACAGCAUAAACAAAGCCGUGGGGAAGUUCCAGCUGAGCAGAGCCCUCCACAGCUCAGCAAAGCCUCUGUGGCCAGACGGCAUCUCUAGAUUCCUCCUCUCUGGGCAGUGCUUCUUUGAAAAAAGUGCAGAUAAAGCCCUCAUCUCCCUGGGACAGAGCACGUGGGGGAAAGGGGUGGCUGUGGGCAUAGCUUCAGCAGACUUAAACGUUCCUGCUCGCCAGCUCUGAAGAGAGCAGCAGUUCUUCCAGCACAGCGCUUGAGCUCUGCUAAGGGACAGACUGCCUCCUCAAGUGGGUCCCUGACCCCCGUGCCUCCUGACGGGGAGACACUUCCCAGCAGGGGUCCACAGACACCUCAUACAGGAGAGCUCUGGCUGGCAUCUGGGACAAGGCUUCCAGAGGAAGGAACAGGCAGCAAUCUUUGCUGUUCUGCAGCCUCCACUGGUGAUACCCGGGCAAACAGGGUCUGGAGUGGACCUCCAGCAAACUCCAGCAGACCUGCAGCCGGGGGGCCUCACUGUUAGAAGGAAAAUUAACAGGAAUAUAAUCAACAUCAACAAAAGGACAUCCACACAGAAACCCCAUCUGAAGGUCACCAGCAUCAAAGACCAAAGGUAGAUAAAUUCACGAAGAUGAGGAGAAACUAGUGCAAAAAGCCUGAAAAUUCCAAAAACCAGAAUGUCUCUUUUCCUCCAAAGGAUCACAACUCCUUGCCAGCAAGGGAAAAUGGAUAGAGAAUGAGUUUGACAAAUUGACAGAAGUAGGCUUCGGAAGGUGGGUAAUAACAAACUCCUCUGAGCUAAAGGAGCAUGUUCUAACCCAAUGCAAGGAAGCUAAGAACCUUGAAAAAAGGUUAGAGGAAUUGCUAACUAGAAUAACCAGUUUAGAGAAGAACAUACAUGACCUGAUGGAGCUGAAAAACACAGCAUGAGAACUUCGUGAAGCAUACACAAGAAAAACCUUCAGCCAGACUGAAUGCCUUACAUGGAAGAAUUCAUACUGCAGAGAGGUCUUAACAAUGUAAAGAAUGUGCAAAUGUCCUCAGACAAGAUGCACACCUUGCUCAUCAGUGAGUUCAUUUCAGGCAGCCAGCUCUUCCUCACCCACUACAUCACCAAGUCCUGUGGAUAUAUCUGCUAAAUAUUUUUGGAAUUUAUCCACUUCUUUUGAUUCCCCAGUCCAAAACACAGUCAUUUCACCUGGACUAUUUGAAUCAUUACACAGGUGUCCAACCUUUUGUCUUCCCUGGGCUACAUUGGAAGAAGAAAAAUUGUCUUGUGCCACACAUACAAUACACUAACAUUAACAAUAGCUGAUGAGCUAAGAAAAAAAAAAGUCCAUGCAUAGUUUUAGUGAUACGCCACCUCAGAUAAGCAAGAAAGUCCUCACAUUCAAUGGGUUGCAUACCUGUGAAUUCUAAAACUUCAUCGUCUUUUGUCCCUUUCGAGUUUACAGCCACAGUGACCUUUCAAAAAUGCAAAUUAAGUUACUCUCUUAAAACUCUAGUUAAAAUACUUGAUGUACAUAAAGUGCUUAGCAAAAUGACCAACUCAUACUAAGUGCUUAGUAAAUGUUAGAUAAGUAUUCUUCAGAGUUGAUGUAAAUUAUUUUUAAACAGCGUAUUCUUGAAAGCAGUAUGGCAGUCGUAAAAAUUUUGGAACCAAAACAGUAUCUUUUUUAAAACCAAAAAAAGUUUUAAAUGCUGUCUUGCUCUGUUGCCCAGGGUGGUCUCAAACUCCUGUGCUCAAGUGACCCUCCCAACUCAUUCUCAAGUGGCUGCGAUUACAGGCAACCAGCCUGACUUAAAACAAUAUCUUAAGGUAGAUGGUGAUUAGCACAUGUAGUAUGCUUAACAUUUAAUAUUAUAAUCAAACAUCACAGUGGCUCUCAUGAUUAAGGCUGUGUUCCCUUGUUGGUGAGGAAAUUAAUUAUGACUUGAUACAUAGAACAUGUUUUAAGAAGUGGCUAUAUAGCUGUGGAUAAAACGAACAAAAGAAUUAGAAUUCCUGGGGAGAAUAUAUACAAGACUGUAUUUAGUCAAGUAAAAAAAAAAAUCACUAAUGUUUAACUGAAGAAAGAGAAAUUGAAUAAUAUAGUUCUAUUUCAACAUGUGGGUUCACAGAUUUAUUCUAACCUUCCAAGGAUCCACUAGUAAAGUUGUUCUGGAGUAUAUUUUAAAAAAAACCACUUAAAAUGUUCCACUUCUUUCAUGAGGCUAAGUCAACUCUGAUAUCAAACCAAGGGGAAAGAAAUGAAAUUAUAGGUGAGUUUACUUAGUUAUAUACAAAAGGAAAUUAUUAGCCUCUGCUGAUGGAGAACAGAGGCUGUGAAUAAAUGGAGAUCCAUAACAUGAUCCUACAUGAAUGUUUCAAUAUUGUAAUCCUGUAAGUUACUUUUACAUUGACAGUUCUGAAAUUCAUGUUGAGUGUUAAUUAGGCAGGAAUCAGAAGGGAGGUUUUGUAGAAGGUCGUAUCCCAUGGGUUUUUUAUAUUUGAAAAGUGUUUUCGAUGUAUUAUGGGGGGGAGAUUAAAUGUCUUUGACAGUUAUCCAACUAGAAAUAAAGUCAGCAUCCCAUUUGACUCCUUACACAGAA